Molecule: messenger RNA, 3714 nt
Organism: Aureobasidium musti
Lineage: Eukaryota; Fungi; Ascomycota; Dothideomycetes; Dothideales; Saccotheciaceae
Source: the annotation of a GenBank genome assembly
AUGUCUGCUGCGCAAAAGGCGACUCGACACAAUGAGCUCGACGACCAACAACCUCACGUAGCCGCCGACCGCACCACCACCCCCGAGCCGACGUCCAACCAACAAGACGACCCACGCGCCGACGACCAUGACAAGGCCAGCCAUGUGCCCUCGGACUCCAGUGAUGCCGAAGAUGAAGACGGCGACGAUGAGGAAGAGGAUGAGCCACAUCUCAAGUACGACAAGCUCACAGCCGCUCUGGUGAGCGUCUAUCGCAAUGGCGAUGCCACCAGCUCGCUGUUCGUUGCUGGCGACAAGAUGGUCCUCGGUACCCACAAUGGAAACAUUCACACUCUUGCCCUGCCCUCGUUACACUCCCUACGCCUCUACCACGCCCACUCGGCCUCCAUUACCGCUAUCGAUGUCUCUCCUAGACCACAACCUGUCACCAACCUCCCUAAGCUGGACCGCUUGAACUCGAAUGCCUGGCGAGCCCCUCCGUUACCUGUACCCUCGUCGCGCAACCCCAAGCAAGCCCCUAACUUGCCUCCGACCCCUUCCAAUCUGAUCUAUAUCGCCACGGCUUCCAUCGAUGGCCAUGUUUGCGUCUCGUCGCUCGUCGACCCUAAGGAUGUUAGUCUUCGUAACUUUGCCCGUCCUGUCAAUGCCGUCGCUCUAUCGCCCGAGUACAAGACCGAUCGUACAUAUCUCUCUGGCGGUCUUGCUGGAAACCUCAUCAUGACUGCCGGUGCUAAGUCUGGUGUGAGUGCCGACGCCAACACGAACAGCGCCGCUGCUGCUGCCUCAGGUUGGCUUGGUUCUAUUGGUCUGGGACACAGUACAGGCAAGGACACCGUCUUGCACUCUGGCGAGGGUGCUAUCAGCACUAUUUCUUUCUCCAACAGUGGCCGUUUCGUCGUCUGGGUAAAUGAGCAUGGCAUAAAGAUCAUGCGCUCGCAUCUCAAGCUUGAAUCUCACGAAUCCGAAUCCGCCUGGAAGCGCAUUGCUCAUAUUGAUCGACCAAAUCGAAACGCUUGGCCUGACAUGGCUUCUGCCCCUCCAGAGAAGCUGCUUGUUGGUUGGGGUGAUACUGCGUGGUUGGUCCAUGUCUUCGCUUCGCGCGUUGCUGCUGGCAAGAAUGGUGUUCAGCGUUUACCAGGGCGCGCUGACAUCCUCCACAAACUGACCUUUGAAGAUUGCGUUGUGUCUGGGCUAUCGCUCUAUACCCCUUCUUUGCUUGCUGUUCUGGCUUAUCGCACGCGUGACGACCAAGACAAUCCAAUCCCUUCAUCUGUACAGGAUACUCCAAAGCGAGGCAGACAUCAUCGCCAAACAGGCCUACAACCCGAGCUUCGCUUGAUCAAUUUUGCAACUGGCGAAGAAGUCGAUGUUGAUACCCUCAACAUAAACAGAUUUGAAUCUCUAUCUGCUGCUGACUAUCAACUAACGUCUCUUUAUGUACCUCCACCGCCUCGUCUUGCUCCGGUACAGAAAGGUGCCCUGGAGAACUUUGGCGCUGGCUUGUGGGAUGCAGGUGCGAGUGCGACACGUCUUUUCAGUUCUGGCGCUAGCAUGAAGAGUCCACCACCUAGUGAAAGCGGGAGAACUGCUAUCAAAUCUCCAGCAGGAUCUGUUGGUGGCUCCCAGCUUGGUGUACCACCUCAAUCGGCUCCUGAUGCCAACCCUUUCCUUGCUCGAACAGGUCUCAAGCUCUUCGUCCACAGUCCCUAUGAUUGUGUUCUAGCUAUUAGGCGUGAGCUCUCAGAUCAUCUUAGCUGGUUGCUGGAGCGCAAACAGUACGGUAAAGCUUGGAGUCUGAUCGAUGAUCAUCCUGAAAUCGUCGGUAUACCCAGUGAUCGACAAUCCAUCCCUUCUUCGCCGAGUGGACCUACACGGGCGCAAAACAGUCUCGCAGACUUCUUUGCUGAUGAGGAUGUGUCUUCAACUACCAUGUCCCCUGAGAAGAUCCAAAACUCUAUCGCUACCAAGGAAAAACAACGAAUAGGAGACUUGUGGUUACAGCAGCUUGUCGCCAACGAUGAGUGGUCGACGGCAGGAAAAGUAGCUGGUCAGGUUCUCGGCACUUCUUCAAGGUGGGAAAAAUGGGUGUUGGCAUUUGCACAAGACGGUCAUUUUGACGAGAUCACGCCUUAUAUUCCCAGUACGGACAUGAAGCCGGCUUUGCCUUCAUUUGUGUACGAAGUCGUACUCGGCCACUAUAUCGGUCAUGAUCGACCACGAUUCCGCGAACUUCUAGAUCGUUGGGAUCCUGAACUGUUCGAUAUCACGAGUGUGAAGACGGCCAUUCAGAACAAGCUUGAUUCAAGCGACGUCAAUGAGGAGUCUGUCGAGGGCGGCGAGCGAGGAAGGGACUGGCGCAUUCUGCUGGACGGACUGGCAAAGCUCCACCUCGCCGAAGGCUGUACAACAGACGCCCUGCGCUGCUAUGUUCGACUCCAAAACGGCGAUGCGGCCAUGUCGUUGAUUCGCGAAUAUCAUCUAGCGGAUGCUGUCUCUGAUGAUAUUCCUGGUUUGUUGAUGCUUCGUGUUCCUAAAGAGCAAACGCAGACAGCGUCUCUGGAAGAACUCGAAGAAGCCUCGGCCGAAGUCGUUCGUCUACUGGUAGACGAAGCAUUUUCGGGCAAUGUCCGACCUGAAGUCGUUGUAUCACAGCUCGAGCAGCGUGGUUCAACCUACCAACCUUUCCUGUUUUUCUACCUUCGUGCUCUUUGGACGGGACGGGCGAGAGACGAAGAAGUCCCAAUGAGCCGAGUCGAGCGUAUGAAGCUUCAACAACAAGUAGAAGAAGGCAGAUUGCUGGUUGAACAGUACGGUGAUCUGGCGGUAACGCUCUUCGCACAAUACAACCGCGAUAUACUGAUGGACUUCCUGCGAUCUUCGACUUCAUACACGUAUGAAAAAGCGUCUCAUAUAUGUGAAGAGAAGCACUACAUUCCGGAGCUUGUAUAUCUCUUGAGUAAGACUGGACAGACAAAGCGAGCGUUGUUCCUGAUCAUCAGAGAGCUUGGCGACGUCAGUCAAGCCAUUUCGUUCACCAAGGAAAACCCUGAUCUUUGGGAUGACUUGCUGGACUAUAGCAUGGAUAAGCCAAAGUUCAUUCGUGCGUUGUUGGAAGAAGUUGGCACAUCUAUCAAUCCGAUCACAGUGGUGCGGCGGAUACCGAACGGGCUUGAGAUUGAGGGUCUAAGGGAAGGUAUCGGAAAGAUGAUACGCGAGUACGAGAUUCAGCACAGCAUCAGCGAUGGUGUUGCCAAAGUUCUGAGGGGUGAGGUCACAUCGGGCAUGGAUGUUCUCCGAGCAGGGCAAAAGAAGGCUGUCAAAUUCGAAGUGACGCAUGAAAAGCUUGAUGAGGUUGAGGUGCACGCUGACCCGGUUCCAAUUAUCAAUGGCGAUGGUAUGGACGCCGACGACACUGACCACGGCCCCAAGCCAGGGCACUGUGUUGGUUGUAAAGAUGCGUUCCAUCAAGAUGAGAGGGAAGCCCUUGUCGGAUUCAAUUGUGGCCACGUCUUUCACCUGUCUUGUCUCUUGGACCUCAAGACUGAAGCGGAUCAAGCUGAUGUCAAGAGAUUACAACGUCAAAGGCUCUCAGAGGACGAGGAACCCAUUGACACUGGCAAAAGUGUGCGGGCUAAAGUCGAGCACGCGCGCCAGAUAAAGCGGGCUGUCCAAGGUGGAUGCCCCGUGUGUACGCUGCCGGACGAGAGUGACUAG